This is a messenger RNA of Musa acuminata subsp. malaccensis (wild Malaysian banana), 2224 nucleotides long. Its product is annotated as glucose-1-phosphate adenylyltransferase large subunit 1. Gene Ontology annotation, molecular function: glucose-1-phosphate adenylyltransferase activity. Gene Ontology annotation, biological process: glycogen biosynthetic process. The record is from RefSeq and is a predicted model, not a curated record. Lineage: Eukaryota; Viridiplantae; Streptophyta; Magnoliopsida; Zingiberales; Musaceae.
UGAAAUCUGCGGCUGAGAACAAGCAAGAUUCAAUGGACAUCAUUAUAGGAAUAAAUGUAGAUCUUAUACGAAGUCUACGUAGCUUUUGAUGGUUUGCUUUGGAAGUCCCGUGAUUCAGGAGACGAUAUCUUUUUUUGGGGAUUUCUGUCUUCGAGAAUUGGGAAGAGAGAAGCCGACUUCAGAUCCUAAAACAAACAAAAAGAGUCACAGGAUCCAAUUUUUACGUGACUGAUCACACGCCCUUCCCGUCUCCAAGUAGCAGCUCGCUGCAUACUUGCCCCUGCAUUUCUCUUGAGGCUCUCCUCCUCUGCUUCUUGGGACGAACACAGUGUGUGCUUUAGUUCUUGUCGUCUAGGUUCUUACCGUCUCUGUCUGUCGUUUCGGUAGGGAAGCUGUGAGCGUACCUGCAAUGGAUGUCUGCUGUGUGGGAUCGAUGGCAAACGCGUGCUUCAGCCAGGUGAAGAGAGCAAGUGUUGGCUGCCGGGAGAGUGGGAUUUGGGGAGACGGGAUAGGAAAUGGUCCGAAAACUACAAAGGUGUGGGAUUCCAAGGUGGCAAAGAGUUUGAAGACUAGGAGCUCGUUUGGAGGGCGUAAGACUGGAGUUGCAUUCUCUGUUCUCACUUCAGAUGUCGACCAGGAGACCAUGGUUUUUCAUGCACCAAUGUUUGGUAGGCGAACCGCAGAUCCAAAGAGUGUUGCUUCCAUAAUACUGGGGGGAGGGGCUGGCACUCAGCUUGUUCCUCUCACUAGUACCAGAGCCACUCCUGCAGUUCCAAUUGGUGGAUGUUAUAGGCUGAUUGACAUUCCAAUGAGUAACUGCAUCAAUAGUGGGAUAAACAAGAUCUUCAUAAUGACACAAUUCAAUUCGGCUUCACUGAAUCGCCACAUUUCUCGAACAUAUAACUUUGGAAAUGGAAUCAAUUUUGGUGAUGGAUUUGUUGAGGUUUUAGCAGCUACACAAACACCUGGAGAAGCCGGCAUGAACUGGUUUCAGGGUACAGCAGAUGCUGUCAGGCAAUUCACUUGGGUAUUUGAGGAUAAUAAGAACAAGAACAUCGAACACAUACUGAUCUUAUCUGGUGACCAGCUUUACCGGAUGGACUAUAUGGACCUCGUGCAGAAACAUGUUGAUACCGGUGCUGACAUAACAGUAUCAUGUGUGCCUGUGGGUCACAGCCGAGCAUCUGAUUACGGAUUGGUGAAGAUUGACGAGGCAGGUCGCAUUAUCCAGUUUUUUGAGAAACCCAAGGGUGCAGACUUGGAAGCUAUGAAUGAUAAUGGAACAUUUCUCAGACUGUCACAUCAAGAUGCUAUGAAAUAUCCAUAUAUUGCAUCAAUGGGAGUCUAUGUAUUCAAACGAGAUGUUCUUUUAAAGCUUCUAAGGUGGAAUUAUCCGAAAUGUAAUGACUUUGGAUCAGAAAUCCUUCCUUCUGCUGUAGAAGAGCAUAAUGUUCAGGCAUAUGCAUUCAGUGAUUACUGGGAAGACAUUGGAACAAUUAGAUCGUUCUUUGAUGCAAAUUUGGCACUGACAGAACAGCCUCCGAAAUUUCAGUUUUAUGAUCCAAUGACACCCUUCUUUACAUCACCGCGAUUUCUACCCCCAACAAAGAUCGAAAAGUGCAGGGUUAUGGAUGCAAUCAUCUCACAUGGGUGCUUCCUGCGUGAAUGUAGCGUGGAGCGUUCUAUAGUUGGAGUGCGUUCACGUCUAGAUUUUGGUGUCGAGCUCAAGGAUACGAUGAUGAUGGGUGCUGAUAUCUAUGAAACCGAAGCGGAAAUUUCUUCUCAUCUGGCCGAUGACAAGGUCCCAAUUGGUGUAGGACAAAAAACCAAGAUCAGGAAUUGUGUCAUCGACAUGAACGCGAGAAUAGGAAAGAAUGUGGUCAUAGCAAACAAGGAUGGAGUCCAAGAAGCUGAUAGGGCAAGUGAGGGCUUCUAUGUACGAUCGGGGAUCGUGGUGAUUCUGAAGAAUGCUACCAUCAAAGAUGGAACAGUAAUAUGAUUCGAAGGAUUCAGCAAGGAAGAAGAAGAAGAAGAUGCAUGCCUUACAAAGAAUAAGCUGCAGUAGUGCAGCUUCAUCCUUGUCUGUGAAUUACGAGUUUCUAUUUGAUUUGAUAGCUUUGUAUGUGCCCAAUAAUAACUUCAUCAGCAUCCUGCUCUGUUCUGUAAAUAGACCUUUGCUUUGUAGUAUUAAUAUGAAUCUGCCCUUCAUAAUUGCUUCAUCUCA